Messenger RNA from Merops nubicus (carmine bee-eater), 1794 nucleotides. It is a transcript of the gene RNF168, whose product is annotated as ring finger protein 168, E3 ubiquitin protein ligase. The record is from RefSeq and is a predicted model, not a curated record. Gene Ontology annotation, cellular component: site of double-strand break; nucleus. NCBI's taxonomy places the organism in Eukaryota, Metazoa, Chordata, Aves, Coraciiformes, Meropidae. The coding region runs from base 1 to 1794 and encodes 597 amino acids. Gene Ontology annotation, molecular function: nucleosome binding; metal ion binding; ubiquitin-protein transferase activity. The transcript has 6 exons. Gene Ontology annotation, biological process: double-strand break repair; protein ubiquitination.
AUGGCGAAGAAAUCGGAGGCUCCGCUUUCCUUGUCCGACUGCCUCUGCCAAAUUUGCAUGGAGAUCUUUGUGGAGCCUGUGACCCUGCCCUGCAACCACACCCUCUGCAACGCUUGUUUCCAGCUGACAGUUGAGAAGGCCAGUCUUUGUUGCCCUUUCUGUCGGCGUCGAGUCUCUUCUUGGGCACGCUACAACGCCCGCAGAAAUACUCUUAUCAAUUGGGAGCUCUGGGAGAAGAUCCAGAAGAAAUACCCAAAGGAGUGUGAACGUAGGAUGAACGGUCAGGAUUUGGAGGAGGAGAUUUAUGUCCCCCAUCCACAACACCAGCUAAGCAAGCCUGGGGAACUGAGGCAGGAAUAUGAAGCAGAGAUUAGCAAGGUGGAGGCAGAAAGGCGAGCCCAUGAGCAAGAGGAGAACAAGGCAAGUGAGGAGUACAUUCAACAGCUGCUAGCAGAAGAGGAGGAGGAACGCAGGCUGGCAGAGGAGAGACAGAGGGAGAUGGAGAAACAACUGAAGCAAGAUGAAGAGUUGGCCUGGCAGCUGAGUAACAGUCUGAAUGAUGAUUCUAAAGGACACGUGCUCAGGAGUCCUUCACCAGCAGGCAGUCUCUCCUCUGAAACAUCCCCAGCUAAUUUGUGCAAGAUGAGGAACAAAUCAAGCAAUAUUGGAGACAUUCAGAAGUAUCUGUCUCCAAAGCUUCAUCCUACGUUGGGAUCAGCAUCAUUCUCUAGAAAAACAGAAAGAGGCAGGAGUGACUCUGGCUCUGUGGAAAGCAAUGAAGGCAGCAGUGCUGCAUGGCAAGAUGAACCAGAAGAAAUGCCCACGUUGUCUCCACAGCUGACCAGUGUGAUUAAAGAUUCCAGUGCUAAGGACUCGUUUUUGGAAUCGUGCAUGAACUAUUUCAGUGCCUCUGCUUCAGGGGAAACUGCCACUGACAAGCAGGAAAAAACACCAGGAUCAAAUUGUCUGGGAGAGGAAGUUCCAGAUGCACUUGAUGGAAUCACAGAAAAGCAGGGGUCUAGUGCAGCCCUUCAUAGAUCCAAGGGAGAAGAAGGAACUGAUUCAAACAGUGGCAGUUUAACACAUGUAGAAAGCAUAAACCUUGAAAACUCUGCUGAAACUUCUACCUGUAUUCAGUCAAUGAUAAAUUCUGUGACAUCUGACAGCAAAAGUGAUCUGGUGAAGGUGGGUCGACACUCAGAUGAAGAGAAGCCAGAGACACUGCAGAACACUAAGGAGACUCCAAAAAGAAAGUCACUGGAGCCACUAACUGAAGCAAUGGUUGACUUGUGCAUGCUGGAUAAGAGAAGAAAAACUUUUCCAGAAAGUUUAGAUUUUAAGUUGCAGAUGCAGGAGGCCUUUGAGCAGGAGUUCUAUGAAAGGCGUAUGCAAGAGGAGCAGGACAGGCUUCUGGCUCUGCAGCUACAGAAACAGCUCAACAAGGAGGAAAGGACACUUAAUCGACAGAAGGGCUCUCCAGACGAGUACCUUCUUCGCAGAAAACCACCUCAGUCUGUGAAAGACUCUCCUGCUAGAAAGGGGGUUCCUAAGGUGCCAAAAGACUCGAAGGUCCAAAAAAAGCAGCCUGAGGCAAACCACCGCAAGUCUCGGAGAGGGUCUUGCAAUGAAAACUGGCAGUCCUCUACCAGAGUCCGAAUGAAAUCCCCCAGCAUCAAGGGAGGAAAAGUUCUGAAUUGUGUGGUUAAUACCAGUGAGGCAAAUGAUAUCUGUUCACUACCUAAGAACCCCCAAAAGACGAUCCUACAGAUGUUUAAAGGCUCCGUUGCGGAGUAG